AUGGACACUAUGGACGUUGAAGAUAUACCACAAACGACACGAUUAACAAAUGAUCAAGUUGAAAAUAGUGCUGGUGGGUUUGUUUAUGCUAUCGAUAAUAUGCAACGUUUAAGACGAUUUCUUUGUCUUGGUUCAGAAGGUGGCACCUAUUACAUUGGCGAAAAAGAACUGGGCAUUGAAAAUGCAAAAGCUGUACUUGAAUUAAUCAAAGCUGGAAGAGGUGAAGAAGUGGUAGCUGAAGUGAAAAAAUUCUCAUUAGAAGGGAGAACAUCAAAACAAAAUCCAAUUAUGUUUGUACUAGCAUUAUGUGCAAAAUCUGAUCAUCUUCCAACAAAACAAGCUGCUUAUAAAGCAUUAGCUGAUGUUUGUCGUAUACCAACGCAUUUAUUCAUGUUCCUUAAAUAUGCACAUGCACUUGGACAGGGUUGGGGACGAGCACAGCGAAACGCAGUAUCAGCUUGGUAUACAACACAAAAUCCAAGCAAAUUAGCAAUGGCUAUUACAAAAUAUCAAAACAGAGAAGGAUACACACACCGAGAUGUUCUCCGAUUAUCUCAUCCCAAAACGACGAAUCCAUUGUUACGAUUUUUAUUCGUCUAUAUUACAAAAGGAUUUGAAAAAGCAAUCGAAUCAUUACAAACAGCACCAACAACCGCUGAAACUACGACUGACACCACGAUAGACAGUAAUGCAGAUACAUCAACACAUACUAGUAAACAGAACGAUGAUGGAAUGGAAGAAGAAAUAAAUGAAAAAAUAACAACAACAGCUGAAUUACAAGCAUUUUUAGCAGCUGUUGAAGAAGCAAAAAAAUCGACAAAUGAACAAGAACUAAUAGAAUCGAUUAAAAAAUUUCAUUUAGUGCGUGAACAUAUGCCAACGACCGUUUUAAAUUCAGUUGGAAUAUGGACAGCAUUAUUAGAAAAAAUGCCAAUGACAGCAAUGAUACGAAAUUUAGGAAAAAUGUCUGAAAUUCAUCUGUUAACAGAAAAUAGUGACGCUGAAAAACAAAUUGUUCAACGUUUAAAUGAUCAGCAACAACUUCGUCGUGCACGUAUACAUCCAUUUAAUUUAUUAGUAGCAUUAGAAACAUACAAACGAGGAAAAGGUGUCAAAGGAAAAUUAACAUGGACAGUGAAUGAAAAAGUGAAACAAGCAUUAGAAAGUGCAUUCUAUUUAUCAUUUAAAUUUGUUGAAAAGACAAAUAAACGAUUUUGUUUGGGAUUAGAUGUUAGUGGUUCAAUGUCGGGCGCACAAAUACUCGGUAGUCCGACAAUAGAUGCAGCUGUCGGCUCUUGUGCAAUGUGUAUGGUUACAGUCAGAACCGAACCUUAUACAAAAGUUGUUGCAUUCAGUCAUGAACUCGUUCCAGUAACAAUUACAAAAGAUCAAACUUUAGAAAAAGUAAUGGACAUAACUCGAGCUAUCCCCAUGGGUGGUACAGAUUGUGCACUACCAAUGAUAUGGGCACUUGAUCAUAAAGAAGAUAUUGAUGUUUUUAUUAUUUAUACGGAUAGUGAAACUUGGUUUGGUGGUAUCCAUCCAACGGAAGCAUUGAAAAAGUACCGAACAAAAAUGAAUAAGCCUGAAGCCAAACUGAUUGUUUGCGGCAUGACAGCGACUCAAUUUAGUAUUGCUGAUCCAAACGACGGUGGAAUGUUAGAUAUCGCAGGAUUCGAUUCGGCUGCUCCACAAAUCAUAAGUCAAUUUGCUCUUGGACUAAUUUAA
Molecule: messenger RNA, 1728 nt
Organism: Didymodactylos carnosus
Lineage: Eukaryota; Metazoa; Rotifera; Eurotatoria; Philodinida; Philodinidae
Source: the annotation of a GenBank genome assembly